UUGGCUCGCGGCGCGUACACCGAAUGCCACAGAACUUGGCUCGCAUCGGAGCUUGGCUAACUUGUAGAGGUUUAUGUCGUAAUCCGCCAGUGUGAAAAGUCCGUGACCAAGUCAACAAAUUGGCUCGCUAAACAACCAAAACUCGGACUAAAAUUCAUAUAAAUUUCGCAACUGGCAAACAUUCUGUGAUUAAAGGCCAGCAACUUUCCUUAAAAUACAAAUUUAUUUGUUGUAAACUUAUUAAAUAGCUUGGAUACUGUAUCUCAUAGACUGUUUGCUACUUCGGGUGGAAAAUUCGAGGAACGAGCAGAUUGGCUUAAAAGCGAACUGCAGCCAAGGAUAAAGUAACAAAUCUUAAGCCCACAACAAGGUCAUAAUUUAGUCUGUGUGCAAAGCUGUGUCUGUGUGUGUGUGUGUAUGUGCAGGCACUUGGGAAUCGAACUGAGAGGCUCAAAUUUAUUAUGAUGGAUAUUUAGUGACAGCAUCGAUAAGUCUGCUGAAACAAGAGAUUACCGCAUAGAAAUGAAUGUCAACGCGUUUUAAGUGCGCUCAGCAUUUGCGCCCUCAUAAAAGAAUCAAGAUUCCGGACCGGAACGUGACUUUUGGCGCAAGUAAAUUGAAGCCACAGCGCGAUAAAAAACUGCAAUGCCAACCUGAGCGAAAUUUGUUCGCGCAAUCAAACAGAUAAAAGAGAGAUAUAUAUACAUAUCUAUAUAUAUAAGAAGUCAGCUUCCAUGGCGGGCACUUCAGCUGCAUCGAGAAUGAGCGCAGCCAUGCGACAUCAUCAUCUGCUUCAUCUGCCCAGCGCGGCCAUUUGGAUGCUGCUGCUGCUGCUGGCGCUGCUCGCCGCUGCAGCAACUGCGGCGCCGACGUCAACGCCGACUGCAGAUCGGCGUCGCUGCGCACACAAAGGCAUUGUGGAGCUGAUUCGCACCAGCCCGGUAAUUGUUAAAGCUCUCGCCGCGCGCAUCUUUACGGACGCCGAGCUGUCCGACUCGGCCUCUGCAUCGCAAUCGUCCUCCAUUUUAAUAACAUUAACGCCGGAAACAAUAUACAAAGGCGCUUCGCUGCUCAAAAUGGCAAACGGAGCUGCCGCCGCUGCUGCCGCUGCCGCUGCCGCCGCUGAGGCAGGCGAUGGCAGCCUGGGCAAUGAUGCUGCUUCCGGCGGGACUCGACGCAGCGGCAGCGUCAGCGGUUCCAGUGCUUGGAGCGACAGCGGCGCUGCCUACCAAUAUGAGGGGCAACUGAAUGCCACACUAGAGCCGCUGCAUUGCUUCGAUGCUAAUAUGCUGAAAAUGUUGCCUACGGAAUUAAUUGCUUUUGGCAAAUUACUGCCUGCCUCAGCGGUAACCAACAUGGGCUACGGCACGGACUCCCCCCUUGAGUCCAGGCAAUUGCAACGGCCAGAACUGGGAUCAGGCUUAGAUGUGGGCAGCGAUAAGGAUGUGCUUCGCAUCAGCGUCAACGGACUGCAUCGUUGGACGCCCCAAUUUGAGAAUCAUAUCUGGAAGCACUUAGGCUGGGACGAUUGGAGCGAUUUUACGCUUUGCAGUGUCACCUGCGGCAAAGGUGUGCAGCAGCGUUUCCGUCGCUGUCUGCUGGACAAUCCACUGGUGGGCAUCAGCAUGAAUAUGAAUCUGAAUCUAGAUGACGAGGAUGACGAGGACGAUGACGGUGAUGACGAGGCUGGACAGGAUGAAAGCGUGGGGGAGAAGCAGUUUGAUGUGGAUGACGCUGAAGUAGUUGCUGACGAGGCGAAUAAUGAUGCGCCAGCGGUGAUGGGCACGGCAACAACGGCAGCCGCAUUCAAUGCUGAUAAUAAUGAAGUGCUCAGCCAGGACAUGGACGGGACUGAGGAUGCGCUACUGAUGAUGAUGCAACCAGCAGCUGUUGCAGCUGCUACUGUCACGAGCACACUGAUGCAUAAAAGCACACAGUCAACGAUAACAGCAACAGCAACAGCAGCAGCAACAUCAGCAGCAACUGGGUUAACAAGCGACGGUAAUGAAGCGACGCGCACAGGUGUCAGCUUUGUGCCAGUUGCACGUAAUGACCGUCGCAGGCCACGUGCAAAUAAUCAGCACAAAAAACGCAAGGCUGCCAAGAGCCUAGCGCUCUCCACGCUACUCUGCGAGGGCUACAACAUCGAGCAGCGCAACUGCAACAGCUUCGAGUGCAGUGACGACAUUAGCGAUCUGCUCAAGUUCUACAAGAAGCUGCCCGCGUUCAAUGCUGACGAAUUGCCUGUGGCCAGCAACGACAGUUUGUCCAUGGCUGAUGUGCCGGACGUCACGACAGCCUUCUCCGUGGGCUCGUCCUCGUCUUCAACGCCCUCGAACAUGGGCUACAUACGCAGCUGGGGGAAUAUGCAAAACUUUACCCUGAUGAUCACGCUGCGAGCUAAGAAUGAUACGAAAAAUGCAUCGACAAUAUUCUCCAUACGCAAUGUCACACACAAUCUGUAUCUGGAGGCGUGCAAGGAUGGACUGCGUCUAUAUUUGGAGCGCGACAAUACAACGGAAAUGUUGCCGGUGAAAUUCAAUUUAUAUGAUUAUCGCUGGCAUCAAGUAGCCAUCAGCAUACAAAAUGGCGAUUUCAUAUCAAUUUACGUCGAUUGCCUGUGGACAAACAGUUUUGUCGUCUCGAAGCGACUGUUCACGCUACCCCUGGACGCGGAUGUGGAAAUUGGACGCGGCUUUAAUGGCGAACUGCAGCAGUUGCUUGUGCUGCCCGAGCAUCAGGAGCGGCUGCAGUGCAGCAACAAGAGGACAUCGAUUAACGAAGUUAAGCGUUACAUUAUCGACACAUUCAUCGAGGACUAUGCCAGCAAUUAAGGGGGCGUGGCUAACAGCAGCAACAACAACAGCAACAAGAGAGAGAGAGACAACGGUAACCGGAGCAAAAUCAAAUGAAAAUCGCAAAUAUAUUUGAUUGACAAAUGCUUGUGUGCAAAUGAAAUGAAUGUUGCUAGAUAUUUCGAAUGCAAUGGCCAGAAAAUGCAGUCUAUAGAAACUAAAUAUAAAUAUGCAAAGAAAAACAUAAAUAUAUAUGUAAAACACACACACUUAUACAUAUAUAUUUAUAUUUACAUAUAGAUAUAUUUAAUAUAUAUUGUGAUUGAUGUUUCCUAGCAGCGCAUUCAAGAAUAUAUUGUAAAUUACACAAUCUCUCAGUGUUUAUUCGAUUAUAUAGUAUAAAUACAAUGAAUACAAUGAAUACACUGAAUACAAUUACCAUAAAUUCUUACAUUGCAUUUUCUGACAUAUGAGCACAUGUAGGUGAAUGCCUAUGUAUUUGUAACAAUUAAGUUAAUUUGACAUAAUACAAUAAUUAUAAUGACAAAAAAAAAAAAAAAAGAUGUUAAAAAAAAAUUGAUAUUGAUGUAAAUUGCGUUGCUAAAUACGCAAAUGUAAUAUGAAUAUGAUUUAAGUAUAGCGAACAAGUAAAAAUAACUCAAUAAAAUAAUUAAUUAAUUAUGCAUAAGUGUAAAA
Drosophila mojavensis is the source of this 3491-nucleotide messenger RNA. RefSeq lists its product as uncharacterized. The coding region runs from base 735 to 2834 and encodes 699 amino acids. The transcript has 9 exons. The record is from RefSeq and is a predicted model, not a curated record. NCBI's taxonomy places the organism in Eukaryota, Metazoa, Arthropoda, Insecta, Diptera, Drosophilidae.